Messenger RNA from Cuscuta europaea, 2067 nucleotides. The record is from the annotation of a GenBank genome assembly. NCBI's taxonomy places the organism in Eukaryota, Viridiplantae, Streptophyta, Magnoliopsida, Solanales, Convolvulaceae.
GGAAAGGAGGCGAUUUACCCCAUUUCCCCUUCCACCUCUCCGUCCGGGAUUCUUCAUUUCUUUGUAACAUGGAAUUGGUUGCUGAUUCUGGGGUGGCGAAGAAGAUGGAGGGGAUGAGGAAGAAUACGACCCUCAUUUGUGUUCCGAUCAUGGCCUCCACUGUGGAUGACAUGUUGGAUCAGAUGGGGAGGGCGAAGUCUAGCCAAGCUGAUCUUGUCGAAGUUCGAUUGGAUAGCUUGAACAGCCUCAACCCUCUUCCCGACCUCUCCAAGUUAAUUCAACAAUCUCCAUUGCCUACGCUGUUCACUUACAGGCCGACAUGGGAAGGUGGUAUGUAUAAUGGUGAUGAAAAUAGCCGAAUGGAUGCACUUCGCUUAGCGAUGGAGCUCGGAGCUGACUAUAUAGAUGUUGAGCUCAAGGCUAUUCAGCAGUUUAAUAGUUCUCUUCCCGUAAAGAAGACCGCCAAAUGCCAAGUAAUCAUUUCAUCUCAUAAUUAUCAUAACACACCAUCAGUUGAGGAGCUUGGUGAUCUUGUAGCGAGGAUACAAUCAGCAGGAGCUGACAUUGUGAAAAUAGCAACCACUGCAUUGGAUAUUACUGAUGUGGCACGUGUCUUCCAAAUCACUGUACACUCUCAAGUAAGCGGCGUACCAAUAAUAGCCAUGGUCAUGGGAGAGAAGGGUUUGAUUUCUCGCAUACUUUGCCCAAAAUUUGGUGGUUAUCUCACUUUUGGUACUCUGGAAGUCGGAAAAGUAUCAGCUCCUGGACAGCCAACCAUUAAGGAUCUUUUGGAUUUGUACAAUUUCAGGCAGUUAGGCCCGGACACUAGGAUAUUUGGCAUUAUUGGCAAACCUGUUAGUCAUAGCAAAUCGCCUUUACUGUACAAUGAAGCUUUCAGAUCAGUCGGAUUCAAUGGGGUUUAUGUGCAUUUACUGGUAGAUGAUGUUGCUUCUUUCUUCCAAACUUAUUCAACUACAGAUUUUGCUGGUUUCAGUUGCACCAUUCCUCACAAAGAGGCUGCCCUUGAAACCUGUGAUGAUGUGGAUCCAAUUGCAAAGUCAAUAGGGGCUGUAAAUUGCAUUAUAAGGAGAAGUACGGAUGGGAAGUUAUUUGGUUGCAAUACAGAUUAUGUUGGCGCUAUCUCUGCUAUUGAGGAUGGCCUGCGAGGUUUGCAUCAUGCUCCACUUGUCAAUUCACCAUUGGCUGGGAAGUUAUUUGUAGUAAUUGGUGCUGGUGGUGCUGGAAAGGCACUAGCAUAUGGUGCAAAAGAAAAAGGAGCUAGGGUGGUCAUCGCUAACCGUACCUAUGAACGAGCCAAAGAGCUGGCAGAUAUUAUUGGAGGACAAGCUUUGUCCCUUGCCGAGCUUAAUAAUUUCCAUCCAGAAAAAGGCAUGAUUCUUGCAAACACCACUUCCAUCGGAAUGCAACCAAAAGUUGACGAGACACCAGUUGCUAAGGAAGCCUUGCAAUACUAUUCGCUCGUGUUUGAUGCUGUCUAUACACCAAAGAUAACUAGAUUAUUAAGAGAAGCUGAAGAGUCUGGAUCAAAAAUUGUUACCGGUGUAGAAAUGUUCAUUGGGCAAGCAUAUGAACAAUACGAAAGGUUCACAGGAUUGCCUGCUCCCAUGGAAUUAUUUAAAAAGAUAAUGGCGAAAUAUUGAAUCCAAGCUUACUCCUAUGGGCUUCAAUUGUGGAGUGUUUUUUUGUUCUUGAUAAUUUCUUGUAUGUUUUUUAUUUCUGAAAGGGCAUAUGUUUUGUCCAAUGAAAACUUGCUUAUAUUUUAGCAGAAAAAGAAAAAGAAAAAUAGUGAUGGCUUUGUUAGCCUCAUGUACUAGUAGUUCAUUCUUAUGGCAACUUGGCAAUUACUGCUGCUCAUCAGGGGCGACAUUGCCACAAACAUUAGCUUUCAUUUGAGCAAUUGGUAUUUUUUUUAAACAUAGUCUUGUAAUUUGUGACAAUCCUAAAUUUGUAAUACUCUGCUUGAAGUUCUUGGUGUAGAAACAUUUGUUCCAAUAGUUUAUUUGAUCAAGUAAGUAAAACUUGGGCUCUGCGCAAAUUUGUUUUUUC